AUGGCGGCCACGGCGGGCGGGCCUCUGUCGGCCUUCCAGUCGCCGACGUUCGAUCGCGAUGUCGAGGUCAGGGUGGAUGACGAGAUCGGGGCCGCCAGCAUAAGCCCAGCAGGCCGCGACAUCGUCCUCGCCAGCAAGAGCGGCCUCCGUAUCAUUGACUUGGACAAUCUCUUUUCUCUGCCGCGCUUCAUUCCGAAUCAGUCGUCAUGGGACGUUGCCGACGUGCAGUGGUCGCCAUUUGCAGCCCGCGCAGAAUGGAUCGCUACCACGCGCAACCAGCUCGCCCUCGUGUACAAUCUCUCCAUGCCGUACAACAGCAAGAAGGCGCCCAUCGAGUACACUCUGCGCGCCCAUGACCGCGCCAUUACAGACAUCAAUUUCUCUGCCCACCACCCAGACCUGCUUGCGACAUGCGGCGUCGACAGCUUCGUCUUUGUACAUGACCUUCGCAGCAGGCAGGCUCCGUUGAAGCUUGCCGACUACACGGCCGGAGCCACCCAGGUCAAAUGGAACCGCCAGAAUGACAAGAUUAUUGCGAGUGCCCACGACAAGUACCUCCACAUCUGGGACACGCGCCAUGGAGCGACGCCGCUCUCCACCAUUGCCGCUCACAGCACCAAGAUCUACGGUAUUGACUGGAACCGCAAUGACGCGAGCAAGAUCCUGACGUGCUCUCUCGACGCCACUAUCAAGCUUUGGAACAACGUAGGCAAAUAUGAAAACAUCACAACCCCCCGCCGCGUUAUCCGCACUCACUAUCCAGUAUGGCGAGCACGGCACACGCCCUUCCCACACGGCGUCCUCGCCAUGCCCCAACGCGGAAACUCGAACCUUUGGCUGUACAAGCAUGUCGACGACAGUGACCCUUCGACCUUUAGCAAUGAACCAGUCUAUGCCUUCCAAAAGCACGAUUCGGAUGCCCAAGUACGCGAGUUUCUAUGGCGUACGCGUGGUUCUACCGAUUAUGGCAUCAAUAACCGCGACUUUCAGUUGAUAUCUUGGGGCACUGACAGACGUCUGCAACUCCACCACCUCGAACCCGAACUCCUCAACAAGGCUGUUGGCUACCGAAAAGGCGAGCGUCUUGUCGAGGAGCCCAGUUCAACGCGCAAGGGAGCCACCUACGUAUCCUACCGCGACGGCCCCAUCCCUACCACUACCUUGGGCGAUCGGGACCAGUUUGGGCCACCGCGUCAACAGCGCAAAGGAAACUUGUCGACGCUGUUGCAGAAUUACUCACUCAACGACGAAGUUUACAGCUCUCGCCUUCGGGGACAGGCAGAAUCUAGGAUACGCCAUGAGACGUUAUCACGGGAAACCAUGACCGCCCAGCCUAUUCGUCGAAACGAUCCACGUGUUGUUAAUCACAUCACUUGGAUAAACGGCGUCAAGUUCGGGGGCGAUCGCCACAACAAUGUCAAUGAUUUCCACGCUCGACCAAACCAGGACGAUCGCGGAGAAAAGUACCCGUACCAAGAACAAAACGAUCUCGGUGCCGAGAUAUCCUAUGUUGGCAACAAGUACAAAAAGCUGGCGUUUGAAGAGAUUGAUGUCCCAGGCCGCCGCAUCAAGGUCUCUUUCAAUGGACCCUGGGGUGACCAUGAUCCCGUCACCGAUGGCUCAAAACUCGUGUUCCUUCGCUUCACAAUCCGGUUCCCGUCUGCGUAUCCUAAGGCCAUUGAGAGCGCACAUCCAGAUUCUGGUCGCCACAGGAUACCGACUCCACUUGAUAUUGAAUUUGAGAGGACGACAGCGUCAAUUAGCAGAGAGCAGCAAGAAGAAUUGGUUCACAACAUGCACCGUAUUGCUGCUACCUGUGCGGAGCAAGAGCGUGACGCCCUUGAAGCAGUACUUUCGUAUGCUUUGGGCGAACGUGCUUUGGACGACAGCCUGGAUCUCGCCGACGGCGUAGAGCCAUUAGAGGACCUUGGGCCACUACCAGGAGAAAGCUCCAGUGAGGAUGAGGAUCAUGAAGGCGAGUUCACCGACGAUGUGAUGCAGUCUUCCCACAUGAACGCCAACAUUCCCCUUCCGAUCCAGUGCACUGCCCGGUUUUCAGCCGAUGGAUCUCUUGUAGUCGCAAGGAUACCUCCCGUGAAGUCAGCCCCUGAUUCAGAAGUAUUCAGAUUCCAGAUUGCACGAAGCCUUCGUCAAAGCGGCUUGAAGAACGACAUCUUUGACUCCUUUGGACGCUUCACUUCCCAUCGUGCGGAUGAUUCUGAUGGAGGAUCGUCACUAUCCUCUUCUGUCGGUUCGUGGGAGACAUCUUCCACGCCGUCUUCCUCAUCUGGGUCCGACCACGGCGCGAAUGCACGCAUUGGAAACUUCCAGCCUCCCCUGGCUUGGCAGAAGUCCGCUUCUCGGUUUCAGUCGCGGAACUCAUUGCCUUCUUCUGGUGGUGUAGCAAAACAGCCGUCCAAGCCAAAAUCGACCGUAUCUGUUCUGUUUGCAGCAACGGAUGAUUUGGUGCCCAGUAAACGGGUUCUUGCCAAGGAAUACCGCAUCUUUGGCCCUGGGCCGUUCGUUUGCCAGCACAACUCUGACGUAGCGAGGAAACACGGAUACGAGGACCUUGCCGAUAUUUGGAUGCUGUGCAAGCUGAUUCUGAGUAACGAAGUGCCAGUGGAGAUACUACCCCAGCAAUAUCGGAGGGAUCAGGUUCUUGUGCUUGCCAGGAGGGCUCUCGUCAAGAUCAAGCGCAAGGAUAGCGGCCUUGAUCUCGCGUUUGACGAGGCAGACAACGUGGCUAAUCCUACGCUGAAGGCCAGGGUCAAGUGGGGUCAUCAUUCUAUUGUCGCACGGCUGAUACCUUCGCUUUUUAACCACUUUGAACAUCUCGCAGAUGUUCAGAUGCUUGCCAUGCUGUCUUGUAUCUUCGCUGAGCCUGCGGCUCGUGAAGGGGUGACCUCUGCUAUGGCCAAAAUGCGGCAGUGCCAGCUCCCAAUGUCUAUGGAAGCACCAGCGUUCUCACUAGACUACUUUUCGUCACCAGACGCGGCAUGGAGUUUGUUCAAACCAAGCAUUUCUGUUCCGUCUACGCCUUCAUAUUCACGUUUUGCAACACCGUCCAAUGACUUUGGGUCUCAAAAAUCUGCCAAAAACCUGGACACUUAUGGAAGCCACGGGAGCUCGAAUGGCCCUUGGGGAAGCGAUACAUUAAAUUCUGACCCCGUUACGCCUUACUCUACUAGCAAUACACCACCCGUCUUUCCCCAGGCAGCCCCGAUGCGAAAUGCUCAGACAGCGGUCAAUACGCCAUAUGGGAUAUCCCCAGAGCAUGGCCAUUCAGCUCACAAGAAGAGCUCAACGGCGAACUUUGCGAGCGCGGUAGCAGCCUUGUCACGGCCAUUCUCAAAUGCCAUGUCUUCUUCGCCGCCAGUAAGGUCACGUAUCGAGGAUCUUUCUACAUCCGCGCCCACUAGUGGAGUUACUUGGGGUACAACAACAUUCUACGGAAGCGACUCACACGAUCAGAGCAACAUGGCGGCCCCACGCCCGAAGCAUGGAAAGCGGGCAAGUUUCGGACAAUCCGAGCAGGUCGAUGUCAACUACAUUGGCGAAUCCGACUCGGACUACGAGAAGGUUGAUGAUGAAGGCAGCUACAGUGCAACAGGCGCUAAAGACCGCACUGCGCCUGGUACGCCUCGAGACGGCGACGACAGUAGAGCUAUCAAGGUUACGCUCAAAAACCAAGACCAAUUUGACGAUGAGGCAUGCUUCAGUGCGCCUUUGCUGGAUUCAAGUAAAAACUGGCUGCAUCGUGUUUGGCGGGAGCAGUAUGCCGAGAUGCUGAACCGCUGGGGGUUAGUCAGUGCUCGCGCCGAAGUACUCAAGUUCAACGGUCUUGUGUCGUACUUUCCAACUGAUGAAUUACGCACCAGCUCGAAAUCUGGCUCGAUUUCCCUGGCACUAGAGCGGUCCAGCGACGAAGAUGAUCAUGGGAAACCAGCGCGACAUGCAUCAAGAGCCUCAACACAGGCGCCCCCAACGCCCACUGCAUCUCAAAUGAAGCGGAUGUCUGUGGCAUCUCCAAGACACUUUUCCUUCAACCCAGAGGCCACCGAAUUCCAGCCCAGCACCAUGGCAACCAUCCUGCAAGAGCAGAUAGCGGACCUACCUAUGGACGCAUUCAUUCCUCCCGAGCAGUAUUUGCGUCUUUCUAUACCAGCUCGCACACCCACUCAGGAGCUUGACGAGAGCCUUGCUGGACUCAGUACCUCACCUGACCAAUCCAAAUUGCAGCCACCCCUGAGCCGGGCGAGCAGACCAAGUCUAUCACGGGGUACAUCCAAUCUCUCUGGCGGCUCGUCAUUGCGCGAUAGCCGCUCACGUCAGACGCUCAGCACGAUACCUUCUGGGACGGUUGAAUCGGAACCCAUGUACAGCUGCAGCAUCUGCUGGAUCCGUGUUUCGGGUCUCUUCCACCUGUGUCCUGCAUGUGGCCACGUUGCACACAUGGACUGCAUGGGCGACGAAGUGUGGAUGGACGACGGCGAAUGCGUAGUCGGCUGUGGCUGCGGCUGCGGCCUCGAAGACAAUAGCGAGCGCAGCAGAAUGGAGGCUUACAUUGAAGGCGUGCGCGCCGCACACGCAGAUGGCACCACAUGGGACAACACCAGCGAAUGGAUGCCCAGUGGCACCACGACACCGGCUUACGCCGAGAGCGCAUACGGCGACUUCAUGACGGGCGGCGUAAGCAAAAUGGCGGGCACUGGCAGCGAGGAAAAGAGGAGAGAAAGGCCCGGUGGCCGCAGAGAUGUCGUCAGUCCCACGCCUACCAAGGCGAAGAAAAAGUUCAAGAAGAAAGCUAGGGUGUCGGGAUUGAGUUAUUACUAA
Messenger RNA from Exserohilum turcica Et28A, 4836 nucleotides. RefSeq lists its product as uncharacterized. Gene Ontology annotation, molecular function: protein binding. The record is from RefSeq and is a predicted model, not a curated record. The transcript has a single exon. The coding region runs from base 1 to 4836 and encodes 1611 amino acids. NCBI's taxonomy places the organism in Eukaryota, Fungi, Ascomycota, Dothideomycetes, Pleosporales, Pleosporaceae.